Messenger RNA from Hymenoscyphus albidus, 1702 nucleotides. The record is from the annotation of a GenBank genome assembly. Lineage: Eukaryota; Fungi; Ascomycota; Leotiomycetes; Helotiales; Helotiaceae.
GUGAACCUCUUCCUAGAAGUGAGACUUAACUUUACUAGUGAGUAAUACGUACGCGUACCUGUCAGAAGUGGAGAACUCUACGGUAGCGGGAACCCCAGAGCCACUCCACGGCAGGCUUGCUGUUGGCCACAGCCACAGCCCCGCAUCCUUCGUUCCUUCACGAUCGCGUCCCACAUCAACACCACCAAAACCCCCCGACAAAUCCCCCACAUGGAGUUUUCCCCUCCAAAUGGACGCAAGGACAGGAUGUUGGCUUUAUAUGUCCACCUCCUUAGCUCCUUUCAAUAUAUCUCAAUCCCUCCCGUAAUUCGAGUUUCACGCGUCGGGUUUCACGGAAAAGGCAACCUCAGACGGUCACUUAUUUAAAGAGCCAGACAACAUCACCUCUUUCUUCCCCCGCACGCUUCCGAAGAACCGACGAGAUGUCUCCAUCGGCCACGCAGAAGAAAAUCAGUUUGAAGCGCAUUGCUCAUGUGUAUUACACACACACCGACCUCGAUGUAGCUCAUCAAUUCCUCCUCGAUUUCGGCUUCAGUGUGACAUCGCGGACGGACGACAAGAUUUACUACAGAGGAUAUGGCACCGAGCCUUUCGUCUACUGCGCAACAAAAGGGGAGGAGAAUGCAUUUGGCGGGGCUGGCUGGGUGGUGGAUUCAAUGGAAGAUUUGGAAUUGGCAACAUCCCUCCCAGGAGCGACUCCAAUACACGAUUCGGAUGCGCCGGGUGGUGGAAAGCGUGUGACUUUCUACGAACCUGUCGAUAAUUGUCCUUUCCAUCUCGUCUAUGGGCAGACUGAAGUCGAAGUAACGCAGACUUUCCCAGAGUUGGCCUACAAUUUCCCAACGUCGAAACACCGACCAGUCAACAAGACCCAGCGUUUCCAGAAGGGUCCUGCGCCCAUACACAAAAUUGGGCACUUCGGUCUCUGCGUGACGGAUUACAAGAAGGCCUACGAAUUCUAUACCUCCAACUUCAACUGGAAACCCACGGAAUUGGUUUACGAUCCUGUGUCUGGUGAAGAUAUUACAACCUUUUUGCAUCUCGAUCGUGGGGAUGAGUGGGUUGACCACCACUCAUUCUUUUUCUUCGAAGGUCCCAAGUUCCACGUCCACCACUCGAGUUUCGAGGUUUUCGACUUCGAUAUACAAAUGUUGGGCCACACCUGGUUGAAUGAGAAGAAAUACGAGAACUGCUGGGGAGUCGGAAGACAUGUUAUGGGGAGUCAAAUAUUCGAUUAUUGGUAUGACCCAAGUAAAUUCAUGUUGGAGCAUUAUAUCGAUGGGGAUCUCGUCAACGACGAGACUCCUAUCAAUCGAACUAAAGCUGGACCUGGAAACUUGCAUGUAUGGGGUAUGUUUAAAUCUUCCUUUCUUGACUCCCUUCCAAGACGAGUUUCUUGAGACUUUCGAAUAUGUCUAACUUUAGCAGGUCCUGAGGUACCCGAGACGUUCUUGACAUGAUCCACCAAAAUGCUGUAUGUUUUUAAGUAUCUUUUCAAGGUUACUUAGCAAGCGAAAUAGUUUAUUCAGCAACCCGAGGUUAUGACAUCUAACAUGUCACAAUACGAUCUAUAAUUGCAGGUUGGAACAACUUGAAGCCGUCAAGUGGUGUGUGUAAAAAGUACUGUACAAUUUUCAGGUGGGGCUUUCAGACCAGCAUGUUUCAAGGACGAAUAGGUUUUGGUGGUACAAACAGUCACAAA